This is a messenger RNA of [Torrubiella] hemipterigena, 5863 nucleotides long. The record is from the annotation of a GenBank genome assembly. NCBI's taxonomy places the organism in Eukaryota, Fungi, Ascomycota, Sordariomycetes, Hypocreales, Clavicipitaceae.
CACCACGCCUUUAGCACGCACACACAUAGGCAGCGUAUUAUCCAACUUAGCGCAUCAGCUCCCCCGUCCAGCUAACGCACUGCACUUCACUGCACUUCACUUCACUUCACUGCACCCGCACUCACUACAGCUGCUCUGCUCUGUUACAGCGCCAAAAGCCAGCAGCCAGCCCACCGCAGACACCAGCACAGGUAGUCGAGUCAGCCCGCACCACCACCCGCUCUCACCCACCAGUUAGGUUUUUUUUUUUUUCGCCGCACCCCGCCGUGACGUGCCACCAACGAACACCGCCCUACCGCAUCUCGAACCUCACAUUCUGCUGCCCGCCUUGCUGCUCCCUCCUCUCUCCCCACCAACGGUCAAAGGACACGCCCAAGCUUCCCCCCCAAGUGUCCGGCAACCAAGUAGCUGUUGAAUCCCAUUUGCACUCCCGCGGCACCGACAAUCCCCGUCGCCGUCAGGUAUUCAUCAUGAGCUACAAUAUGCCGUCUCCCAACGAGAUGGUCGUCGACACCGACGAAUAUUUAGAUGAUGUCGACGGUCCUGAUGCCGAGCCCGUCGCAAUUAUUAACCCGGAUAAUCUGGAGGCUGAAUCAGAGCCCGCAUCUGACAAGCCGCUGGCCACGGAUCAUGAGGCUAUGAAAGAGCUUGUCCUAGCUCCUUUAAUAGACGAACCCAAGAUCCUCUCCGACUUUCAAUACACAUGGACCGUCGAAAACUGGCGUGGCUUGGCCAAGAAAGAGCACGGUCCCGUCUUUGAGGCUGGAGGCUACCCAUGGCGCAUAUUGCUCUUCCCUCAAGGAAACAAUACCGACCACUGCUCCGUGUACCUCGAGCACGGCUUCGACGCCGAUGCCGUCCCUGAGGGCUGGAGCUGUUGUGUUCAGUUCGCUCUCGUGCUGUACAACCCCAACGAUCCGAGUUUAUAUGUUAAUCACUCUGCGCACCACCGCUUCACAAAGGAAGAAGGAGAUUGGGGUUUCACACGCUUCGUCGAGCACCGUCGCAUGUUCAAUGUCCCCUGGGAAGGCAGCAGCAGACCCCUCUGUGAAAACGAAAGCGUCACCAUCACAGCCUACCUCCGCUUCGUCGAGGACGAAACGGGCGUGCUCUGGCACAAUUUUAUCAACUACGACUCUAAGAAGGAGACUGGCUUUGUCGGUCUAAAGAACCAGGGCGCCACCUGCUACCUCAACUCUCUCCUUCAGUCGCUGUACUUUACCAACAUCUUUCGCCAAGCUGUCUAUGAUAUUCCUACAGAACAUGAAGAUACUACGCAAAAUUCCGUAUACGCUCUGCAACGCCUAUUCUACCAACUCCAGACAUCGGAGCAUGCCGUCGGCACAAACGAACUUACAAAGGCCUUUGGCUGGGACACACGGCAGAUUUUUGAGCAACAAGAUGUUCAGGAGCUGUCCCGAAAACUCAUGGAAAUUCUCGAAAACAAGGUAAAGGGCACCAAGGGUGAGGGCGUUGUUCCUGGCAUCUUCAUUGGCAAGUGUAAGACAUAUAUUUCUUGCAUCAACGUAGACUACGAAUCCAGCCGCGUCGAGGAGUUUCAAGAUAUUCAACUCAAGGUCUCCGGCAACAAGGACCUGCACUCCAGUUUCGAAUACUAUAUCCAGGUCGAAAAGAUGGACGGCGAGAACCAGUACUUUGCAGGCGACGAGCACAAGCUGCAAGACGCCAACAAGGGUGCCAUUUUCACCAGCCUCCCCGACGUUCUUCACCUACAGCUGAUGCGAUUCGAGUACGAUAUUGAGCGAGACAUGAUGACCAAGGUCAACGACCGACACGAGUUUCCCGAGGCCUUUGACGGAGCCGCCUACCUGAGUGAUGAUGCCGACAAGUCCGAGUCUUGGGAAUACCAGCUUCAUGGUGUCUUGGUUCACAGCGGGGACCAGAAUGCUGGCCACUACUACGCCUUUAUUAAGCCCAGCAAAGACGGCUGGUUCUACAAGUACGACGAUGACAAGGUGACCAGAGCGACGAUGCGCGAGGUUCUCGAGGAGAAUUAUGGUGGUGCCUAUGUUCCUCCCGCCAGCUUGCAGGCCCGUGGACCUGCUGCUAAGAAGAGUCAGAUCAUGCGAACUAACAACGCUUACAUGUUGGUUUACAUCCGCAAGAGCCGUGUCGACAAGAUCCUCAACACUGUCGAAAUGGAGGAUAUUCCCCUGCACCUUCGCAACCGCUUUGACGAGGAGAACGCUGCUCGUGAGGCUCGCCGCAAGGAGCAGCGUGAAGCUCAUCUGUACAUGACAGCCAAGGUUGUUACUAACCAGACAUUCCAAUCAUACGGUGGUACCGACCUGUGCAAAUUUGACGGCACCGCAGAUAAUGAUGAGGACCCGCCUCUCCACUACCGCCUUCUACGAACCAUGGUUGUCGACGACUUUGUCAAGCAGAUUGCGACGGAUAUCGGUCAAGACCCACGCCGCAUCCGACUGUGGCUCAUGGUGAACCGCCAGAACAAGACUGUCAGACCCGACCAGCCGAUUAUGGAUACUCGCCUUACCGUCGAGGAGGUCUAUGCCCGCUCUGCUGCGCAGCGCGAUGUAAGCCUCCGCGUCUGGGUAGAGAUUGCCACAGAGAUGAAUGCUGAUGGCGAUGCUGUAUGGGCAUCAUACCAAAACGCUUCCAGCAACCCUGCCAAGGAGGAGAACAUUCUCCUCUUCCUCAAGUACUUUGAUGUUGAAAACCAAACUCUCAACGGCGUUACACAUGUUUAUCUUGGCAAGGACAAGAAGGUUGAAGACUUGACACCAGUGAUUCACAAGGCCAUGGGUUGGUCAGAGAAUAGCCGCCCGCUGUUGCUGUGGGAGGAAAUCAAACCAAACAUGAUUGAACCCAUCAAGCCCAGAUUUACGUUAAAGAUGGCUGAGCUGCAAGAUGGUGAUAUUAUUUGCUUCCAGCGUGCCCCGGAAGCGGAGAAUGCCUCACAGCAGAUGCAGCGUGAUGACAUUCCUGCCGAGACGGUGGUCGAUGCCCGCGAAUACUAUGAUUUCCUAGAACACAGAAGAACAGUCCGAUUCCUCCCCCACCCAACACGCUGCGACCAAGAGCAAUAUCCGCUGUUUGAUCUUGUACUCAGCUCCAAGAUUAACUACGAUACGCUAGCUGAAAAGGUCGGCGCACAUCUCAACAUCCCCUCCACACAUCUCCGCCUCUGGACCGUCAACUCGGUCACACUAAGCCCCAAGGCCCCUGUCCGACGAGGCACAAACCCUACACUCCGCCAGAUUCUCAAUGCCAUGAGCACAAAUGUAUUGAGCUCAACGCAGAGAAACGACUCGUUCUUCUUUGAAGUACUGGAUAUGACGCUCGCGGAGUUGGACACCAAGAAGAGCAUCAAGCUCACCUGGCUGACCGAGGGCAUCACCAAAGAGGAUCAAUUUGAUCUUUUGGUUCCUAGAACAGGCACUAUUGAUGAUCUCGUAUCGGAGCUGGUGAAGAAGGCACAAAUCUCUGACGAAGCUGAAGGAGGCCGAAUCCGCGUCUAUGAGACGAGCUCCAACAAAUUCUACAGAGAGCCUGCGCGCGAGCACCCCGUGCUUAACCUGAAUGAGUACACGCAAAUCUACGCCGAGCGUGUGCCUGAGGAUGAGCUUACGGUGGACGAGAGCAACUACAUCCAAGCCUUCCACUUCCAGAACGACGUCAACCGCGUACAUGGCGUUCCGUUCAAGUUUAUGCUAAUUGAGGGCGAGAAGUUUGUCGACACCAAGAAGCGUAUUGAGAAGCGCACCGGCCUCAAGGGCAAGCUGUUCGAGAAGAUUAAGUUUGCCGUUGUCCGCCGUGCCAACUACACGAAGCCCCGAUACCUGGAAGAUGAUGAUGAGCUUUGGACCAUGGCUGCUUCGACAGACGACUACCUUGGCCUAGACCAUGUGGAUAGAAGCCGACCCGCACGCAACGGAACCGGUGACCUCUUCCUGCGUUAAGCAAGUCCUCCGACAAGAUGGAGGUGGAAAGGUUACCUGUCAAUGUGAAAGGAGAUAUGAUGAUGAUGCUGACAUGACGAGUUAUGGGGUGCUGCAUGUCAGUGGUUACUAUUAUUAUUAUUCAUUAUUUUGUGUUGUUGUUGUUGCUGCUGAUGCUGUUACUGGUCAUGUUUCUUUAUGUUUUACUUUGCUUAUUCUCGGUGGUACAUGUUCGUAGCACGGGAGCGGUAUUAAAAGAGGCAGGUUUAUGUGCAAAUGGACUUUUUGUUCUGGUCAAUGUGAUUGUGAUUUGUAUUAGCCAAGAAGAAAGAAGAGAUCUGUGUAUUUACAGUCUACUCUAUUAAACAAUGGAUGGAUUGAUGUACUUUUAUGUGCCAGUUUGUUCCGUCGAUGGUGAUCAUCAGUGCACACUCGCUAUGCAGUCAUUUUUUCUAUUGUAAACAUGAUAUUAGACGCAGCAACUGGGUAAACGUAUACUGCGCGUCUUCAUUAAGUCCGUGUAGGUUGAACGCUUUUACGCCGCCUUGGUCUGGUUCUCAGUACGGUAUUUGGCCAGAGGACCUCGCUCGAUUUCCUCCAUGGACAAGUGCGCACCAGCAGCAUUGAGCAGCUUUGCGCAGUCAUCCUUGCCAGACAAGGUAGCCAGGAACAAGGGCGAGUUGUCUGCUCUGUUGCGCUCGUGGACACUGGCUCCGCGCUGCAGGAGAUCGCGCAUGAUUUCAGUGUUUCCAGACACAGCGGCCAGAUGGACGGCGGUGUUGCCGGCGUAGUCGGAGACGUGGAGCAGCUGUCUGCCCUCGCCUUCCAGCAGGUGGCGCACGACCUCGAUCUGGUUGUUCUGGAUGGCGUAGCCGAGAGCGGUGAAUGCCGAUUCAAUGGCCGUCAAGCUCGAUGGCGCGGCGUCGAGAGGAGCUGUGGGAUGGGCGAAGGUCGGGUGUGCGAUUUCGGUGAGCUCGCCGCGGAGAGAGCGCGGGAAGUGUGCCGCAAUGUCCAGCGGAGAAAGGUUGGGUAGCGAGAGCAGGUAAGAGAGCUUGGCAAGGGCAGCUUCGGCGGUGAGAUCGAGGCCAAAGAUAACGCCGGCGCGCCCAAGCUGUGUGCCCGGCGCAUAGACGGGCGACACGAAGCCGUUGACGCACUGCGAGACGUUGACGACGACAAUGCCGCGCUCAACAGCGGCCUUGAUGACGUUUGUCAGCUGGCCGUCUGAGCCGCCAGGGACAUUACCCAUGCCGAAUGUCUCGAGAAUGAGGCCGCGGAUAUCGGGGAGAUGUAGAACAGCGUCGAUCAUCUCGGGCUUGAUGCCCGGGAAGACUCGCAGACAUGCGACGUGGGUUGUGUCGAGGCGAGUGUUGAUCUUGAAGCGGGCAAUGUUUGUCGGGCGCAGCGCGAGAUUCCAGUUAACGCUGAUACCUAGGCCAUUGACCUGCGCGAGAGGCUCGCAGUUGGGACUGGCGAAGCCCUCAAAGGACGUCGCGGAGACCUUGGUGGUGCGGUUUCCGCGGUAGAGCUUGUUGUGGAAGAAGAGGCCGACCUCGGGGAUGACAAAGGUGCCGGCGAUGAUGAGGGAGCCGAGCAGGUUGUCGACGGCGUCGGACUGGAGGGAGAAGAUGGGCGCCUGGGAGCCCGUGAGGAUGACGGGCUUGCCGAGGUUGGCGAGCAUGAAGGAGAGGGCGGAGGCUGUGUAGGAGAGCGAGUCGGUACCGUGGAGGAUGACGAAGCCGUCGAACAGGGCGUAGUUUUGCUGCACGCAGAGCGCCAUGGCGUCCCAGUCAAGCGCGGAGAUGGAGGACGAGUCGAGCAGCGGGUCGAAUUCGACGAUGCCGUAGCGGAUGUGGCGCUUGUGUGCGGUGGGAGGGGUGCGGAGGGAGGGGAUUUGGAUCAUUUUGCCGUCUUUGCAGGCUUGGAGGGUGAUGGCGUCUGCG